Messenger RNA from Amblyraja radiata (thorny skate), 1350 nucleotides. Its product is annotated as lysoplasmalogenase-like protein TMEM86A. Gene Ontology annotation, cellular component: membrane. The transcript has 3 exons. Gene Ontology annotation, molecular function: hydrolase activity. The record is from RefSeq and is a predicted model, not a curated record. NCBI's taxonomy places the organism in Eukaryota, Metazoa, Chordata, Chondrichthyes, Rajiformes, Rajidae. Bases 295 to 1005 code for a protein of 236 amino acids.
UAUCUAGAUUGCAGCUGACAAGAAGCGGUCACGUGACUGGUUGUAAACACAACUUGCUCAUUCACUCGAGGCAAACACCCUUUUGAAUUUCAGCUGGUCAAACAAGUUUCCUUCCCUUUCAACUCCUACUUUUUUUUUCCCAACCCCUGACUUCGGUUAAUUUGAAUAAGAAUGUCAUAACCACACGUACUAAAUCAUAGCCACACCACAACCACGGUAAGCCCACAAACCAGGGGAAAGAGCGGACAAAAAUCAACUCUGCUAAAGACACGGGAACGGACCUCGCAAAGCAAGAUGAACCUCUGCAAAGUGGGACUGCCUGUUUCUCUGGAUAACAAUGAUUUCAGAAGGUUGCUUCCUUUCUUUAUGGCUGUCUGCAUCUACACAAUCGUCAAUUCGAUUCCCUCGGCACCACUUUGGGUGAAAGGAUUGAGCAAAAUCCUGCCACUCAUCUGCCUGUGUGUCUUUAUUCUGAAUCAUGGGAAAGACUUCAUCAGUAAACGCCGCAGGGUUCAGAGAUUGCUCCUCGCUCUCCUCUUCUCAGCAGCAGGAGAUGUGCUUCUGCUCAUGAACAAUACAAAGAUCUUCAUUGUCGGUGCGGCCAUGUUUGCCCUGGCUCACUGUCUCUACACCUGGGCCUUUGGCUUCGAGCCGCUGAACAUGAAGGCAGGAGGCGUGAUCGGCGUGGCGGUGAUGCUGGGCUUGACUUUCCUCAGCACCUGCUCCACCAUCUACCAGGUGCUCCUGCUGUGCUGCUACUGUUCCCUGAUCGGCCUCAUGUCCUGGCGGGCCAACGCUCCCGUACUCUUCUGCAGCCACAGGCCGCCACCACGAGUGACCGGGGCAAUGGGAGCCUGGCUCUUUAUGGUGUCAGACUUUGUCCUGGCCACCAACCUGCUGUGUUUCACCGUGCCCUUUCAGAAUCCCAUCGUGAUGGGCACUUACUACAUGGCACAACUGUUCAUUACCCUGGGCAUAGUGAAGGAGAAUGAAAAGAUUGACUAGAUCGCCCCUGUUUAGUUACUGUGAUGGAGAUUGUUCCACUGAGGAGGUUUUGGCAUUAUUCAGCAAACACCAUUAGAUCAUAAGUGUUUGGGGCAGAAUUAGGCCAUUCGGCCCAUCAAGUCGACUCCACCAUUCAGUCAUGGCUGAUCUAUCUCUCCCUCCUAACCCCAUUCUCCUGCCUCCUCCCCCAUAACCCCUGACACCCGCACUAAUCAAGAAUCUAUCAAUCUCUGCUUUAAAAUUAUCCACUGACUUGGCCUCCACAGCCUUCUGUGGCAAAGAAAUCCACAGAUUCACCACCAUUGAGUUACAGAUAUUCAGUAAAUCCUCGUUAUAAUGAACCAA